Messenger RNA from Triticum aestivum (bread wheat), 1093 nucleotides. RefSeq lists its product as uncharacterized. The record is from RefSeq and is a predicted model, not a curated record. Lineage: Eukaryota; Viridiplantae; Streptophyta; Magnoliopsida; Poales; Poaceae. The transcript is spliced from 3 exons. Bases 1 to 981 code for a protein of 326 amino acids.
AUGACCGUUAGGCGACAGGGAGGCGAUCCGGGGCGAUCUCCGCGCCCGACGGCGGAGCCACCGCCCGAUGCCGGCGAUCGCCGCCGGGUGGGCGGUCGCUUCUGGGCCCUCGCCGGAUCUGACGAUGAUGAUGCGGACGAGGAUGGAGCGGAGCCGCCGGGGGAGUCACCGCCGUCUCCUACGCCGUCGGACCUAAUCUGUGAAUUCUUUCAUUCAGGUUACUCGGAAGAGGAAGUAGCGACCACGGUGGACAAGGUGGUUCCCAGAGACGAUCUGGCUCGUGAGGGGCUGCACGAUGGAGAGAAGAUCGAGAUUGUUCGCCGGAUCGUGCAUAGAAGGACGGCGCCGUCGGCGCUUCGUCCAUGGAAGGGACCUUUACCCAAGGCGGCGCAGGUACCUGUGUCCAGCCGGGGCGACAUAUCUUUGGGGCAGGAGGCCCUGGAGGUCCGUCUCGCGGGAGCCUCGUUGGUGGUGGGGUCGCCGGAGGUGCUAGGCAGGCGUCAGGGGCAGGUGGCCCCUGACCCUCUAGUACCGACGGCGGUCCUGCAGGUGGAGCGCACGGCUGCCACGGCGUCGGCUGGGGGGGUCGGACUAGGGCAGGAGGCCCUGGUGCCAACUCCGUCAGGCAUCUCCACAUCUCCUACGCGGUCCCCCUCUCCCAGACCUACUCCGGGAGCCGCUACUCGGGAGGAGGUGAUCGCGUUCGGAGGGAUCCGAGACCCUGCUUCCGAGGGGAGGCGGACGAGCUCUCGUCUCCAGGACCUUCCGGAGGUUGAUGAUUUGCAGCAGAGGUGCGCUAUGCGGGCGGCCAAGCUGCGUGAUGUGGAGAGCACAACAGGUUAUCUUCCGAGCAACGGCUCUUAUCCGUUCCUGGUCGCUACUCACUCCGACGGAGGCCAGGGAGCUUUUGGUUACUGCUGCUAUCCGAUGGGAGAUGGUAGCUCGGGAUAUAUUCAGCCGGUUUGGAUGGCGGUCGUGUAACAGGAUAGGCAAUUAGUUUACCUGUCUAUUUUGGAGCCAAACGGCUGUGAUGUAUAAGUGCUUUGGCUAGCUUGUGUAUCUAGCCUUCGGGCUCUGUGUGAGCCUUUUCUUA